Panicum virgatum (switchgrass) is the source of this 860-nucleotide messenger RNA. Its product is annotated as ferredoxin C 2, chloroplastic-like. NCBI's taxonomy places the organism in Eukaryota, Viridiplantae, Streptophyta, Magnoliopsida, Poales, Poaceae. The transcript is spliced from 9 exons. Gene Ontology annotation, molecular function: iron-sulfur cluster binding. The coding region runs from base 187 to 840 and encodes 217 amino acids. The record is from RefSeq and is a predicted model, not a curated record.
GCCCCUUAUCCGCUCCGAGCCAGCUGCGCGAGGAUUCCGUCCCGCUCGAUCACCGCGCUCCCUCCCGUCCCCCCCCCCCCCCCCCCCCCGCGCCGGCGGCAGCGGACCCGUCCGUCCGAGCACCCACGGCCCCACCCAGCCGCCGCGGGCCGGACCCGCCCGUCAACCGAGAGCAGAAGGCCGACGAUGGCCUGCCCCGCCGCCACCACGGCUCGCAUCGGGUGCCUGUGGAGGAGCGAGGGGAUCGCCGGCUCCGCGUCCCCGCGCCGGAGCCGCCCGGCGCGGGACACGAGGGCGCGCGCCUCGGAGCUGCAGCAGGCGCCCCGCCCGCCGUCCGCCGCCGCCGCCGUCCCCACUCACAAGGUCACAGUCCACGACCGCCAGCGCGGGGUCGUCCACGAGUUCGUCGUGCCCGAGGACCAGUACAUUCUGCACACCGCGGAGGCGCAGGACAUCAGGCUGCCGUUCGCGUGCCGGCACGGAUUUGAAGCACUGUCUUCACCAUAUGGAAGCUCUUGCUUGUACCUGGCAUCGACCAAGGAGGUGGGCUGGAGAGGCAAUAUACAAAAGUUGUCCAGUCAGACUGUUAAGAGUUGUUGUACAAGCUGUGCAGUCCGGAUAAAAUCAGGACAAAUUAGACAACCUGAAGCACUUGGGAUAUCUGCAGAACUAAAAGAUCAGGGCUAUGCCUUGUUGUGUGUUGGCUUCCCAUCUGGUGAUGUCAAAGUCGAGACUCAAGAUGAAGAUGAGGUAUAUUGGCUCCAAUUCGGGAGAUAUUUUGCAAGAGGGCCUGUGGAAAGAGACGAUUAUGCGCUAGAACUUGCAAUGGGAGACGAGUGAGCAGUGCCUAAGAGGUCGUG